AUGAAUCUACAUACGAAUGAAUGUGAUUCUAACCCGUGUCAGAACAAUGGUACAUGUUACGAUCUCAUAGAUGACUAUAACUGCACCUGUGUACCUGGAUAUGAAGGCAAGAACUGCGAGAACCAGACGAAUGAAUGUGAUUCUAACCCGUGUCAGAACAAUGGUACAUGUUACGAUCUCACAGAUGACUAUAACUGCACCUGUGUACCUGGAUAUGAAGGCAAGAACUGCGAGAACCAGACGAAUGAAUGUGAUUCUAACCCGUGUCAGAACAAUGGUACAUGUUACGAUCUCACAGAUGACUAUAACUGCACCUGUGUACCUGGAUAUGAAGGCAAGAACUGCGAGAACCAGACGAAUGAAUGUGAUUCUAACCCGUGUCAGAACAAUGGUACAUGUUACGAUCUCACAGAUGACUAUAACUGCACCUGUGUACCUGGAUAUGAAGGCAAGAACUGCGAGAACCGUAAGUUGUUUCCAUAG
Messenger RNA from Strongylocentrotus purpuratus (purple sea urchin), 483 nucleotides. RefSeq names its product fibropellin-3-like. Gene Ontology annotation, molecular function: Notch binding; calcium ion binding. The record is from RefSeq and is a predicted model, not a curated record. Lineage: Eukaryota; Metazoa; Echinodermata; Echinoidea; Camarodonta; Strongylocentrotidae. The transcript is spliced from 5 exons. Bases 1 to 483 code for a protein of 160 amino acids. Gene Ontology annotation, biological process: Notch signaling pathway.